UUGAUCAACUCUUCGCUUCAACCGGAGCUUCUCCCAAAUAUUUUCAUGGAGACCACACCCUUUCAAUUUACCAAUAACACACCUCUCUCGCUUUCUCCUAAUUUCAUUCUCCCAGAGGAAAACAGGCCUAUCCUCUCAGAGGUAUUUUCUUCAGCUUCAAUUCCCACCAUCGACUUAAAUAACCAUGAUAUUGAUGAUUUAGUUUCAAAAAUUUCACAAGCUUGUGAGAAAUAUGGUUUCUUUCAAAUUAUCAACCAUGGAGUCCCCAAAGAAUUAUGUCAAAGAGUGUUGGCUGUGGUGACAGAGUUCUUUCAGUUGCCUCCUGAGGAAAGGGCACAGUUUCUUACAACAGAUCAUCGCAAGCUAGUAAAAGUUUUCAAUUAUUACCAAAAGGUUGAAGGCCAAGGAAAGGUCUUAAUGUGGGGCGAGACCUUCACGCACCCUUGGCAUCCUACUGAAAAUUUUACUCAUUUCUUACCCACAAAUCCUCCUCAGUAUAGAGAAGUUUUUACUGAAUAUGCAAGGGAGAUUGGAGGCUUAAUGGAUAGGCUUCUUAGCUUGAUGUCCCAAGGGCUUGGCCUAGAGAAGGAUUGUUUAAAGAGGAAGCUAGGUGAGAGGCCUGCCACAUAUACACAAGCAAAUUACUAUCCCCCAUGCCCAGACCCUGAGCUCACAAUGGGGUUGCCUGCUCAUAAUGAUAUUUCUGCACUCGUGGUACUCCUACAGAUGGAGGGGGUCUCUGGCCUCCAAGUGGUCAUAGAUGGGAAGUGGGUACCUGUUGAGCCUGUGCCGGAUGCAUUCGUCGUCAAUAUAGCUGAUCAAAUGCAGGUGUUGAGUAAUGGAAGGUACAAGAGUGUAUUACACAGGGCUGUAACCAACAAUCGGUUGGCACGACUAUCGUUACCAAUGUUCUAUGCACCAAAUAAUGACACUGUAAUUGGUCCAAUUGAGGAUUUGAUAGAUGAGGUUCACCCACCAAUGUAUCGAAACUAUAGUUACAAGGAGUAUAUGGAUGAAUUCUACAGGCAAGAAGGAGCGAGGAGGAGGGUAAAGGAAGCUUUUGAGUUACAGCAUUAGGAAUGUGGUCUUGAACUCUUGAUUCGCCCAAUAUAGGUGCUUGUUUUUGUUAUUGUUGUUGUUGUUUUCUU
Quercus lobata is the source of this 1148-nucleotide messenger RNA. RefSeq names its product protein DMR6-LIKE OXYGENASE 1-like. The coding region runs from base 46 to 1077 and encodes 343 amino acids. The transcript is spliced from 3 exons. NCBI's taxonomy places the organism in Eukaryota, Viridiplantae, Streptophyta, Magnoliopsida, Fagales, Fagaceae. The record is from RefSeq and is a predicted model, not a curated record.